AUGGCAUCCCUCAGCCUCAUCUUUUCCUGUGUGGUCUCCAUUGCCGCAGCCAGAGAGGUGCCGGUGAUCGGUGAUAGCUGGACAUCGCCGGAGGAACUAACAGGCUUCAGCGAACACUACAUGGGAAGGCAGUUGGCACGCCUGAACAGCAUCCUCUUUCAGGGGACAGCCAAGACGGUCGAAGGAGGCGGUGCCGAGCAAUGGGUGGUGGCCUUCUGCCCCUCUUGGUGGGAGCCCUGCCAUCAGCUCGAGCUCCUUUUCUCUGAGCAAGCCACAGAGUGGCAGAAGAAGCUCAAUACCGGACAUUUCAAAGCUGCAGUGCGUUUUGCAAUCGUCGACUGCGCGACGGAGAAGGUACUUUGCAACACGGAAAAGGUGAACAUGUAUCCGACGAUUGCCCAGUACAAGGAUGGGCAGCAGAUCCGCCAAGUGAGCUUAAAUCCGAAGCGAAUGAAGCAGAGGCUUCUACCCUGGCUACAGGAAGGCCUCAGACCGCCCCAAGCGGAGCCAGCGCAAACGUCGUCAGGAGCACGAGGAGGCGAUGUGCUCCUAUCUUUGGCCGCCCUCGGCUGCAGCCUUGCGCUGCUUCGGUUGGGAGACAAGAGCGGACCUCCAGCACGGAAGCCCAAGCGACAGGGCUGUGUAGUGGCCUUCAAGGAGAGGAUCGCGCUCAUGCUGGGUCUCGACCACAAGCAGCUCUUCAACUGCAAGGCAAAGGACUGCUUGAACUGCUGGAGCACCGCUCGCUUCAAACCCAUCGAGUUGCUGAUCUGGAAAGUCGAAGACUUGGCAUCCAGCGACCUUUUCCAUGCCAACCACGUCUUCGUUGAGGCGUACAUGGGCUACAACGAGACAAUGCGCACUCGGGUGCACAACAAUGCCGGAAGCGACUGCAUUCUGAAGGAGUCAAUGCAACUCAACUUUGAUGAGGUCCAUGUCAAAGGCAACGGCAAGAAGGACAAGAAGUCGGGGAACCAGGACACCAGUACGACGACCGAGGAAGAUCAAUGGUACACCGCCUCGCAUGACAUGACCGCGUUGCGUCGCAUGAUUCAGGAGUGGACGGGGGAGCGAGAUCUGUCAUGCCUGGACUUGUUCGGAGCCUCAGGAGCGGUCAAACGGACAUGGGCUCAGCACAAGAAGAAGGCCGAGCUCUACGACAUCAAAAACUUCGGCCUUGCGCACGACAUAUGCAGCGAAGGCGGUUUCAAGAACCUCUUGCAGCUCGGCAUGAGGAUCAAAGCUGGAGGUAUCAUCGUCGCAGGACCUCCCUGCUCGUUGUUCAUCUUCCUCUCCUCGCCAAUUCAUCGUCGGAGUCCUGAGCGACCCUGGGGGAACACAGACUAUCGCUCGGUACGACUCGCCAACUUCAUCGUUCAGAACAUGACGACUUUCUUGCAGCUGAUGUCGGAACGAGGGGUGGAGUGGGUCAUUGAGCAGCCUUCCGGUAGUGGCAUGUUCCGGCUCCCUCCGCUGCAGCAGCUGAUCAGCAAAGUCGCAGCUUCCCAAGUAACGACCUACAUGGGAUGCUUCGGCCAUAAAAUGAUGAAGCGGACAAUGCUUGUGGGCACGUUGCCUCUCUUGCGCAACAUGGAACGGUCUCUGCGAGGUGAGGAGCGUCAGCGCUUUCGAGAGAUGCAGAAGAACUUCUACGUCCGAUGCGAUGGCAAGGUGAGAGGCGAGAAGGCCUUGCAAGCAAGUGCAGAUUACACGAACGAGUUUUGUGAAGCAUUGUACAGCUGUUGGCUUUCCAAGUAA
Messenger RNA from Symbiodinium sp. CCMP2456, 1758 nucleotides. The record is from the annotation of a GenBank genome assembly. Lineage: Eukaryota; Dinophyceae; Suessiales; Symbiodiniaceae.